Sorghum bicolor (sorghum) is the source of this 1929-nucleotide messenger RNA. Its product is annotated as peroxidase 10. Gene Ontology annotation, molecular function: peroxidase activity; heme binding. Gene Ontology annotation, biological process: response to oxidative stress. Bases 209 to 679 code for a protein of 156 amino acids. Gene Ontology annotation, cellular component: plasmodesma; plant-type cell wall. The transcript has 3 exons. NCBI's taxonomy places the organism in Eukaryota, Viridiplantae, Streptophyta, Magnoliopsida, Poales, Poaceae. The record is from RefSeq and is a predicted model, not a curated record.
GCCACAUCAAGCAGCACUGCAAAAUGGCUAGAGUAGCAGUGGCCGGCGUCCUUGCGCUUGCGGCAACAACAAUAGCCAUUUGCGCCGCCGUCUCGUCGGCCACGGUGACCGUGAACGAGCCCAUCGUGAACGGAGCUUCUACGACGCGUCCUGCCCCUCCGUAGAGGGCAUCGUGCGCUGGCACGUCGCCGACGCCCUCCGCCGCGACAUGGGCAUCGCCGCCGGCCUCAUCCGCAUCUUCUUCCACGACUGCUUCCCGCAGGGCUGCGACGCGUCCGUCCUCCUGUCGGGUUCCGACAGCGAGCAGAAUCUGGGACCCAACGAGACGCUCCGUCCCGAGGCGCGGAAGCUCAUCGACGACAUCCGCGCCGCCGUCCACGCCGCCUGCGGGCCCACGGUGUCCUGCAUGCGCCGACAUCAUCACGCUAGCCACCAGGGACGCCGUCGUCGCGUCUGGAACGCGGCGCAGGUGCUGGACGUGCGCACGCCCGACGCCUUGGACAACAAGUACGUACUGCUUGGACCUGAUCGCGAAGCAGGGGCUGUUCAAGUCGGACCAGGGCCUCAUGAGCGACGGCAACACGUAAACAACCGCACCGCCACGCGCUACGCGCUGAACCAGGCCGCCUUCUUCGCAUCUGCAGGCCACAGCGACGAGGGGCUCGCGGCCGACGCGUGAUUACAAAAUUAAAGAGGCAUCGAUCAUCUCAUCGCGGCCGGCCGUGCGUACGUGUGUGUGUCACUGGCCUUGCUAGCGCAUGCAUGCAUUUGCAUCCUCUGUAUCGUCGUACGUGUUAGCUUACGAAUUUGUUAUAAUAAAUGGCCAAAUGCAUGGGUGACGAUCGAGAUCAGAGUAGAAGCAAGAUCCAUCUUUUAUCUGUGUAUAUAUCCUUUUUGCCUUUUCUUGCCCUAAAAAUGGCGAUCGAUUACAACUGUGUCUCAUGGAGGACGAAGCAACUAACGUACAGCACCUGCAACUGUGCAGCACAGCGUGGGCGGUGGCCGGUCCGCCCGCCUGAUCGACUCACGGUCACCGCGACGAGCAGGAACCAGGAAGUCCGGCCGGUGGCACGCUAGUGUCGACGUACGAUGCAUUUCUGGAUUUUUCCGCAAUAACGGAAACGGGCGGGAUCGGAUUCGGAUAAUAAGUUCCGUAACUGUUGUUAUGCCGGCUCCAACUGCUGCUAGCUAUAUGCUGGAUCGAAUCACUUACGCUUAUUGUUUCAUUCAUUGAUCUGGCGCGUCCACUGUUGGGUCUCCCUCUUUUGUGUCUCAGAUAAUCCAGAGGGACACUUCUUCGCUGCCCUUCUCACUUUCUUUAUGACGACCGACCAAAUUAUUGUUAACAGCAAUUGGCCAUGGUGAUGAUAAUUAUAUAUACUUUGAAUAUGCAAUACGCAUUACACUAAAUAUUGAAUUAUGACUGCCUAUGCAUACCCAAGCAAGGUUAGUAGUAAGUGCAAAUAAAGGAUAUAACCAAGUCGGCACGGAAAUAGAAUGGGAUGCGUUACAGUGGCUUGAUUACAUUAUGCAUGACUGAUGGCUUUAGUUCUUCCUUAUGUGUGUUGUCAAUGAUUUCAAAUCAUUCUCCCGUGGAAAAUUCUUUUCCUUUUGAUUAGCCCCUUUCUUCUUUGUAUAUAUUUGGCUAAUAACUCUUCAAAGCUUGGCCUCACCUUGCUUUUCAAUUUAGGACUUUUGCAGACCCGGUGUUUUUGCUUUUGCUCUACCCCUCAAAAACUCUUGCUUGCAUUUUUCUAGCAGUUUAGGCUUCUCCACCAAUGAUUACUUCGAGAUCGAUGAUCUGGUGGAGCACUUCUGGGCGCUUCAUGGCACUAGCUAGGUAGCAUGAUCUGUUGUAAUUUUAUCAUAAUUUGUUGCUAUGUGGUGUCAUAGACAAUUUCAGGCCUUGUUUAGUUCGCAAAAUUUUUU